Rubroshorea leprosula is the source of this 2573-nucleotide messenger RNA. Lineage: Eukaryota; Viridiplantae; Streptophyta; Magnoliopsida; Malvales; Dipterocarpaceae. The record is from the annotation of a GenBank genome assembly.
GUCAAACUCUUGUAACUUUGAGCAGAUUACGAGGCUUAUCCAACCAUCAGUUACUGCAGAAAUGAAUCAUGACUUAUGUUGUUCUAUCUCAGAUGAUGAAAUUCGCUCCACUGUGUUCCAACUAGGAGCGUUUAAGGCUCCAGGAGUGGAUGGAUUCUCAGGAUGCUUCUACCAACAACACUGGGAUAUGGUUGGCCCUGAUGUAUGCAAGGCAGUUCGACACUUCUUUGAUCACGGCUUCAUGCUACGAGAGAUGAACAAGACUAGAAUUGUUCUUGUUCCCAAAAUUCAGAAUCCUGAGUUUGCUUUUAUACCUGGUCGGGCCAUCCAGGACAAUAUCUUGAUUGCACACGAAGCCUUUCACGGGCUGCAACUUAAGAAAUCUGGUAAGCAUAAUGUGUUGGCUUUGAAAUUAGAUAUUCGCAAAGCUUAUGAUAGUGUUGAUUGGCACUGUUUGGAAAGUAUAUUGAAAGCUCAUGGCUUCUGCGAGAAAUGGACCCAGAUGGUGAUGCAAUGUGUCUCCACGGUAUCUUACACAGUGGGAAUUAAUGGCAAUCAAACCCCUUUCUUUGCUCCCCAACGAGGACUCCGACAAGGAGACCCGCUUUCCCCAUAUCUUUAUCUCUUUAUCGCUGACAUUUUAUCCCGUCUCUUAUUAACAGCGACAGCGGAAAAGAAGAUUUCAAGCUACAAGAUUCGAAGAAAAAGCCCAACAAUUAGCCACCUCCUUUUUGCAAAUGAUUCCUUGGUUUUCUAUCGAGCUACAGCCCAGGAGAAUAUCAACCGACUUAUUCGUGACUUCUGGUGGGGGCAGCAACAGGAUGAGAAGAAAGUUUGUUGGGUGGGAUGGGACCGACUGACUCAAAGCAAACAUGAUGGCGGUAUGGGAUUUAAGGACCUCCAUUGUUUUAAUAUAGCCAUGUUAGCCCGGCAGGCUUGGAGGAUAUUACAAAAUCCUAAUGCCCUAUGGGUCCGAGUACUAAAAAGUUUAUACUUUCCAAACUCCUCCUUUUUUGAUGCAAGGAAAGGAAGUCACCCAUCGUGGGCGUGGUCAAGUAUUCUACAUGGAAGGAACCUUGUUCAACUCGGAGCAAGAUGGAAUGUUGGUAAUGGACAAGACAUUUUGAUCUACCAUGACAAAUGGGUUCCCACCUUACCUGGAUUCAAGGUAACUUCCCUCCCGACAAAUAACUCUAUCUUUUCGUAUGUAUGUGAUUUGUUUGAUGAUCAUGGAGACUGGGCUGCCCCUAAACUCAAUCAACUCUUUAGUAGUGAGGAAUGUCGGGAAAUCCUUAAAAUUCCAACUGGCUCUUGUUGUGACUCCUUUAUCUGGCACUAUGAUAGAUAUGGAAGAUUCUCAGUUAAAAGUGCUUACCUCCUUGCAAUUCAUACUAGCCAGGAAACUCAUCUGAAUCAUGUCAAUCCAACCCUUUCUUCAGCUGAAUGGAAGCAUCUAUGGAAACUGAAAGUACCCCCAAAGAUCCGGGUUUUCCUAUGGAGGGUCAUUCUCAACUCUUUGCCUUCAAUGGACAAUCUGGUAAAAAGGGGGAUUGUUCAAGAGGCGUUAUGCCCCUUUUGCCAUUUAACUGAUGAAACUAUUAUGCAUUUGCUCUUCUAUUGCCCUCAUGUCGAACCAAUUUGGUUUGGUUCAGCCUUGGGUCUUGACCCGCGGCAACUGGGGGUGGAUUGCUUUGUGGGUUGGUGGAGGUUUAUUAAGAAUGUCUCGAAGCAGAUGCACUUUUCUUCUCUGAUUGAUUAUUGUGCUGUUGUUUGUUGGCAUAUUUGGAAAGCACGAAAUGAGAGAUAUUUUGGCCAUAUUGAUGUUUCUCCUCUUCAAGUCCUUUCUCGUAUCUCUCACAUGAUCCAGGAAUUAUCUCCUAAUCAUCAAGAUCUACUGGCUCCACCGACUAGAACCCAACCACCUAAACAACAGCUAAAAUCAUCAUGGUCGAAGCCGCCAAACGGCAUCAUCAAGAUUAACACAGACGCGUCAUUCUCACCAAACUCGGGGGUAGCUGCCCUGGCCAUGGUAGGACGCAACUCGAAUGGGGAAAUCUGCUAUGGAAAGACUUGGAGUGGCAUGGCAUUGACGCCACUAAUGGCAGAAGCUGACGCUCUCCUCAAAGCCGUCCAUUUUGCUGAAGAUAAUGGGAUUCAGGAUGCUAUCUUUGAAUCGGACAACCAGGUGCUCAUCUCAUCUAUCCAACAACCUUUUCAGCCUUUACCGUGGGAGGCUAGAUCACUUAUCAUACGUAUUAGACAAUCUAAUGUAAGGAAUCCUGGCUUUAGUUUCAGUUUUGUACCACGGACAGGCAACCAAGUUGCAGACUGGGUUGCCCGUUCAUCUCUUCAUGGACAAUGCCCCUCCUACUGGGCACAUUGUCCGCCUAAUAUCCUCUUGCACUUGCUAUCGAAAGUGUACGUUGGAUUGGCGGUUAAGGAAUGAAAGUUAGAUGAUUCUUCAAUAAGCUUUUAUUAUUUCUGCUAUAGAAGAAAUGUUUCUUGCUUAAUCUAGGCCUUUAUUGUUCACUACUUCACUAUCUCUACACCUGAAAUAAAAAAAAUGAAGCUUA